Molecule: messenger RNA, 294 nt
Organism: Giardia duodenalis
Lineage: Eukaryota; Fornicata; Diplomonadida; Hexamitidae
Exons: 1
Coding region: 1-294 (97 amino acids)
Source: RefSeq, a predicted model, not a curated record
AUGGAGAUAGAGUCUCUAGUAGCCCUAGCGCACAGCUGCGCGACGGAGGCGCUACAGUCUUACAAGAAUAUGAUCUGCUCUGCAACCGCGGGGUCUCAGAAUGAACAGCAGGCGGCUGUGGUACUCAAACAAGAGGCUUCCCUCACGUUUUCCAUGGAAGGGGUCAUCAAGAAUUUGAAGGUUCUUCAGUCCAUACACGGCAUACUGCGGAUACUCAACGCUGUUGCAGAUCAGGGUAUCGAUGAUCACGAUGGCGGUAUGGAGCUAGAACCAGAAGAGGAGGUCCAUGGCUAG